AUGGAUGAGUUCACGGCAGAUACUCAAGGUGAUUCAAUUUUGGCAGGCAUCAGUUUGUUUACAUCCGAUCAAAUUGCUGAUUAUAAACAUCCAAAUCCACAUAUCGCCUCCCCACAAUCUUUGCCAAUCCCGAACGAGUUUCCAGAUUUCCCCUUUCCUAAUCCCUACCCUCAACAGCUUGCUCUGAUGCAGUCCAUAUACGGUACGCUGGAACGGAACCGAUGUGGUAUCUUCCAAAGUCCGACUGGCACGGGGAAAUCUUUGAGCCUUUUGACCGCCUCACUUCGGUGGUUGUUGGACAGAAACUCCACUGUCCAACCUAAACUAAAAGAUCUCAGAGAGAAACUGAAGGCGAUCAAUACACUUUCAACGCAAUCUAAUUUGGACUGGGUCAUGGCGUAUGAGAAAAGCAGAAAGGAAAAACUCAUGAUAGAACCGGAAUUGGAGGAAUUGACUCGAGUAAAUGACUGUCUUGAAAAGAUAAGUGACUUAAAAAACUCUUCUUCAAAAUUUUUAUCCGACCUCUUGAAUGAUUCUGGUGUUAAAUCUUCUGCGCAUCCCGUUGCCACAGACCCGCAAGAGGAAACUUCUGACGAAGGAAUACAGGCGGAAGAGUUUCUUCGCGACAUAGCCAACGAAAAUCGUGAUCCUGUAGAAGAUGAGGAGUGCUCAAAACCAACUACUGAUGUUGAACAACAUCAGAUUUUACAGAUAAUCUAUUGCAGUCGUACUCAUUCUCAGCUAAACCAGGUUCUUGGUGAGUUGAAAAAAUGUCGAAAUCUUAUCAACCAGAUAACGGCCGUACAACUUGCCGCUCGACACUCUCUGUGCAUCAAUAAAAGGAUCUAUAGACUCUCCCACCCAGAAGCUAUAAAUGAGGCCUGUUUGGAGUUGGGUCGUUCAAAGCAGAAAUGUCCAAUGCGAAACCGCUCGUCUGUCAGUAGAGUCUCAAACUGCAUUCUAUCUGGUGUACCAGCUUCUCUGAUUGCAUCUUGUGUUCGCCAGGACCGUUACUCAGAUCUUUUCGGCAAGCAAGCAGGCACCUUAAGAAACCAGGCAUCAGAUGUCACAGCACGUAUCGGCUGUCCAUACUACGCAACCCGCAAUGCUUUGCCUCUAGCCCAACUAAUUCUUGUUCCUUAUUCAACCUUACUGCAACCGGCAACCCGUGCACAGUCUGGAAUUUUUCUGAAGAAUGCUGUGAUCAUAAUCGACGAGGCGCAUAAUCUGCUCGAAGCGACCACUUCCAGCAUGUCCGUCCUAUUACAUCUACGUGAUAUUCAUUCGGUUCUGACCGUGCUUCGUUCUUACCAGCAAUACUAUGCCUCUCGAUUUUCAUCCGUUUUCUCGCUCCGACUCAAACAACUGAUUUCUUUUGUUCAGUGCCUACAAAACGUUUUGACUGCACGCCGUAGCAAUGUGACAGGCUCUUCGGAAUCUCGUGUAGUCACUGUGUCUGGGAUGUUAUCUGAGGCCGGUGCCGACAAUAUGAGCUUACAUCAACUAACGGACUGCAUGCACCAGAAACGAAUGGUUGCUAAACUUGCCGGUUUCGCCAAAUGGCUCGUGGACAAAUCCGGUAGGCCGACAACAGUCAAACGACAGAUAGAUUCAGAUCUACCCGUGGGAAUGCACGCACUGUUAACUAGAAUGAAACGAAGGAAUACGGACCAACAGGACGACGAUUCCGUUGGCGCACCUUUUACUCACGGUGGCUCCGGGGAGACCUCGAACGGUUCAACUCCAUCAAAACCUACUGACCUCGAAGGAUGCAGUUCGAGUUUAUACAAGUUUCAGGCGUUUCUGGAUGCCGUGAUACUCAGUGAAGAUGAUGCACGUGUGCUGAUAACUCCCGUUGGCCCAAAUCCAUUGGACGCUUCGACUGCUUCAACUGACACCAAGGGACCUUCACUGUACUUCACAGUUUUAAAUCCGGGACGCUAUCUUCGGGAUCUCGUGCAACAAUCGCGGUGUGUUUUGUUGGCUGGUGGUACCAUGGAACCGUUCGAAGAACUGAUCGAGCAGGUGUUUGUGCCAGCUGGUAAACCACCCGAAAACACUGUCGUUUUUUCGUGUGAUCAUGUUAUUGAUCCGAAGCGACAGUUGGCAGUAUACCCGGUGGCUGAAUCGCCGAACGGACAAAUGCUGGAAUUUACUUACCAGAAACGCUCCACUCCUCAGGUGAUGGAUGAAUGCGGCGAGGUUAUUUUGCAAAUUUGCUCCCGUACACCAAAUGGAAUUGUCGUUUUCCUUCCAUCCUAUGACUAUCAGCAGUCGGUCUGCUUACGUUGGGAAAAAACUGGUCUGUUGGAACGACUAAAUAAACAAAAGCGCGUGUUUCGUGAGCCAAAAAAUCCCAGUUCCUUGACUCAGGUUAUGCAGGCCUAUGGUGCUGCCUGCACUGAAAGCCAGUCCAAUGGUGCAUUGCUCAUUUGCGUGAUUGGAGGUCGAUUGAGUGAAGGAAUCAACUUUAGCGAUAAACUGGCCCGAGCUGUUAUCAUUGUUGGAAUGCCGUAUCCGAAUCCACAGUGUCCUCUGCUGCGUGAAAAGAUGGCUUAUUUGGACCGCCAGUUUUCCAGAAUCGGUGCAUCGUGCUCUAGAAGCAGCCCAGGACGACUACAUUACGACGGGUUGUGUAUGCGCUUGAUAAACCAAGCAAUUGGGCGGGCUGUACGACAUGCGAACGACUAUGCGGCGGUGGUUCUCCUCGAUCGGCGGUUUUCUCGCUCGUC
Messenger RNA from Opisthorchis viverrini, 2732 nucleotides. RefSeq lists its product as hypothetical. The transcript is spliced from 7 exons. The record is from RefSeq and is a predicted model, not a curated record. Lineage: Eukaryota; Metazoa; Platyhelminthes; Trematoda; Opisthorchiida; Opisthorchiidae. Gene Ontology annotation, molecular function: hydrolase activity, acting on acid anhydrides, in phosphorus-containing anhydrides; DNA binding; DNA helicase activity. Gene Ontology annotation, biological process: establishment of sister chromatid cohesion; nucleobase-containing compound metabolic process. The annotation marks the transcript as partial. Gene Ontology annotation, cellular component: nucleus.